This is a messenger RNA of Laccaria bicolor S238N-H82, 537 nucleotides long. RefSeq lists its product as uncharacterized. Gene Ontology annotation, molecular function: SNAP receptor activity. Bases 1 to 537 code for a protein of 178 amino acids. NCBI's taxonomy places the organism in Eukaryota, Fungi, Basidiomycota, Agaricomycetes, Agaricales, Hydnangiaceae. The record is from RefSeq and is a predicted model, not a curated record. The transcript is spliced from 2 exons. Gene Ontology annotation, biological process: retrograde vesicle-mediated transport, Golgi to endoplasmic reticulum.
AUGUGCGACACACCUGAAAGGGAUGGACACACGGCUUCCCUCCACGCGACCUCAUCUCAACACAGUAAACUCUCCAGCUUCAUGAUCACCUCCAAGCACCUCGUCACCGCUCUUGAAAAAUCUGACUGGCUUGACCGGGUUAUAAUUAUAUCUACAUUUAUGUUCUUUCUCCUCCUCGUCAUGUUCAUUUUGAAACAGCGCUUUGUGGAUCGAGGGUUGAGGAUGGCUUUGUGGUGGACAAGUUUUAUACCAGACUUUAGUGGUGACGAGGCACUGCUGAAGUCGGAGGAUGGAUUGGCAACGCAAGUUAUCGCUACUGUCAUGUCAAGUCUGUCGCUGGCGGCAUCCGCUGCGUCGUCGACGCCCUCUUCACAUGUACAUUCAACACCGACUCUAUUGCCAUCCGAAACUUUAAAUGUUGUCUCCUCUCUGAUACCUACAAAAACGGACCUAGCUGCCCACCAUACAACGGACACAGUGCAAACUGAAGGGACAGCGACGGCUCAUGUGCAUACCCCUGCUCACGUCGAGCUAUGA